Messenger RNA from Penicillium digitatum Pd1, 993 nucleotides. RefSeq lists its product as uncharacterized. The record is from RefSeq and is a predicted model, not a curated record. Lineage: Eukaryota; Fungi; Ascomycota; Eurotiomycetes; Eurotiales; Aspergillaceae.
AUGUCCGACAUUCCUCAGGACCUGCUCGAUGGGAUAUCUGGCGCCCUCGCGAAAGAGGGGGAAAUACUACAGAUGAUCCUCGUCACUUUCAUCGGAUUAUCAUGUUACAACGUCGCUGAGCUCGUUGUACUCGUUCCAGCUACCUUUCGCCGGUGGCGCGGGCUCUAUUUUUGGUCCCUGCUUGUCACAGGGGUCCUCGGCGUUGUACCGUAUUCAAUCGGCUUCCUGAUGAAGUUCUUUACUCAAACUGACUCCGUGCUAUCAGUCACUGUUCUGACUAUCGGCUGGUGGACCAUGGUUACUGGUCAAUCCGUGGUGCUCUACUCACGACUGCACCUUGUGCUACGAGAUGAGCGUAUGCUGCGCCGUGUAAUGCAGCUCAUCGUUGCAAAUGUCUUUCUCCUACAUUUCCCCACAACGAUACUCACUUACGGUGCGAACAUCGUGCGUAGCGGCGACGCCGCUUGGGUAAACGGGUACAAUGUCAUGGAGAAGAUCCAGCUAACUGGAUUCACGUUUCAAGAGAGUCUUCUGUCGACCCUGUAUGUGAUGGAGACAGUCAAGCUGCUGCGUCUUGGGGCGGACGUGUCUUCGCGUCCGGAUGCGCGGAGCAUCAUGUAUCAGCUGAUUGGAACCAACUGCGCAAUCAUUGGGAUGGAUCUGCUGCUCUUGAGUCUCGAAUACGCUGAUUGUUAUGCCGUGCAAAUCACCUUGAAGGGAUUUAUUUACUCGCUCAAACUCAAGCUUGAGUUUGCUGUGCUUGGUCGUCUAGUGGAUCUCAUCCAGGGGUCCAGACAUCCUAUUUCCAUUGCUAUUGCCGAUACAUUGCCUCUUUGCUCGAUACAGAGGCCACCGGAGACGCCGGAGCGCAGUGAGGAUGCGCCCUUUGAGCAAACUGAGCCGAAGGAGUUUUUGUCUCCGCCGGUCGGAGGCCAAGUUGUUCAGAGAAGGAUUAUUCUGGAGUCUGGGAGGGCAGCUUCAUUAGCAACGUGA